Messenger RNA from Bursaphelenchus okinawaensis, 1175 nucleotides. The record is from the annotation of a GenBank genome assembly. Lineage: Eukaryota; Metazoa; Nematoda; Chromadorea; Rhabditida; Aphelenchoididae.
AUGGUGGAAGCUGCUUCUGUGAAAGAUUCAGAAGUUACGUUAGGGUCUCAGAACUGUGAAGAUUGUACUCCGGUCAUAUUUAUACUGGGCUUUCUGAAUAGUCAACCAUCACAUUACGCUUCUUUACAGAAUUACUAUGGACAAUACACGUAAGACAAUGUUUAGUAUUUUGUAUCUAAAUUAAACAGGAUUUUUUAAUUUUAAAAUGACUGUUAGCUACCUUUAUUAAUAUGUUAGUAAAAUUAGUAAUUGUUAUCUAAUUGAUAAAAAAAUAAGUUGUUAAUUUUGAAAUUUAUUGUGAAAAAGUAUAUUUUAGCAAAGACAUAAUAACAUACGUUCCUAAAAUGUACGAUCAACACUUCUGGCCUUCUGGAGACAAUGGACAUGAAUUUAUCGACCAAGUUUACCUACCUAAAGUCAAUGAGAAGCCGAAUGCUCCAGUUAUCAUUCAUAUCUUUAGUCAGAACGGAGGUUUACAGUUUUAUUACUUGUGGGAUGCAUUAAAUGACAAACAAAAGAAACAAGUAAAGGGAUUCGCUAUCGAUGGGUAAGUUUAGCUAUUUUAUAAACUAAGUUUAUGUCGCUUUGUUAAAGACUUUUGUUGCUUAUUGUUUCAGAUAUUGUUAAAAUUUCUCAACUUUAUGAUAAUAUGUGUGGUAAAAAUCAAUAUACGAUUUGAAAAGUCCUAAAUAAAGUUGCAUAUACCGUGAAACACGCAAAUUUCAUACUUCAGAGCCCCAGGCCUUUUCUCGGCCCACCCUCGUUACUACAUGAACCAAAGGUUCUAUAUGUGGCCACGUAACGAGAAGACCGACAUCAAGUUUUGGUUGAAGUGUGUGCCACAACAUAUACCACGAUCUUUACUAUAUACACCACUGAUUUUACUUGGCUUCUUCGAUCAGUAUUCGAAAAGAAUGGAGAAGUUCGAUCUUCCCCAGAACCAGCUCUAUCUGUGUUCGAAAGACGACAAGUUAGUGGCAUUUAAGUACAUCAGAGAGUUUGUGUUAUCACAGGUUGAUAGCGGAAAGUCAGUCGUGUUGAAGGCGUGGGAAGAUGGUGUACAUUGUGCUCAUUUUAAGACACAUCAAGGAGAAUAUUUCAAAUUGUGCGGAGAGUUUGUCAAGAGAUCUUUGGCGGAUAAUCUAUAUGACUGCCAUUUGAAGGCCAAAUUAUAA